AUGGCAAAAAACGGGUUCAACCCUGAAAAACCCAAGCAUGUCUCGACCACCUUGAAUUUCCGCCUUGACCCUGCUUUCGGUGGCCACACAGCUUAUAAAGCAGCCACAGCGGGCUACUUUCGUCUGAAGUUUGAUGUUCAAGAAGUCACGAUCCAUGACGGCAGAGGCCGAGAAGGGGAUUUCAGUCUCAGCACACACGGAUUUCAAUACCACAAACACUCACCCGCAAAAGUCGACUACCAAGAUGCCGACCAGAUCAAACAAGUCGUGUACCCGGAGACGAUUGAGCUGAUGAAGAAGGUCACCGGAGCAACUGAAGUUCACAUCUACUCGCACCUUGUCCGGCAUGACUCUCGAGAGAAGACUGACGCUCUGAUCAAAGCGCAAGAGAACCUUGCCAAUGAUGACCCAGCACCACAAGUGGGACCAGCGCGCUUUGUUCAUAUCGACGUGUCCGACGUCGGCGCCGAACAGAUGUUAUACCAGAACCUGCCCCCUGAUAUUGCGAAGAAGUUAUCUUCAACCCGGUGGGCGAUCAUCAACCUUUGGCGUCCAAUCAAAACUGUUACCAAGGAUCCUCUUUGCCUGUGUGACAUUCGUACUUGCCGGGAUGAAGAUCUGAUUACCAUGCCCGUGUUGCUCCCGCCCAAAGGCUCCGGCAAGCUCGCAAACGUCUCUCGAGGAGACGACGUGGAGAUUAUGGUCAUGAAACACCAUCCUGAACAAGAAUGGCAUAACAUAAGUCGAAUGGAGCCGGACGAAACUUUGCUGAUUAAAUGUUGGGAUUCUUUGCGCGACGGGCACACUGCGAGAAGGACACCGCAUACGUCGUUCAUCAACCCUGCUACUCAGGAUGACCCCGUCAGAGAGAGUGUAGAGGUUAGGUGUCUGGUAUUUUAUGAAGACCAGCCCUUGUGA
This is a messenger RNA of Cladophialophora psammophila CBS 110553, 918 nucleotides long. RefSeq lists its product as uncharacterized. The transcript is spliced from 2 exons. Gene Ontology annotation, molecular function: oxidoreductase activity. The record is from RefSeq and is a predicted model, not a curated record. Bases 1 to 918 code for a protein of 305 amino acids. Lineage: Eukaryota; Fungi; Ascomycota; Eurotiomycetes; Chaetothyriales; Herpotrichiellaceae.